This is a messenger RNA of Myripristis murdjan (pinecone soldierfish), 4616 nucleotides long. Its product is annotated as plakophilin-4. Gene Ontology annotation, molecular function: protein binding. Gene Ontology annotation, cellular component: cytoplasm; adherens junction; nucleus. The transcript is spliced from 23 exons. Lineage: Eukaryota; Metazoa; Chordata; Actinopteri; Holocentriformes; Holocentridae. The record is from RefSeq and is a predicted model, not a curated record. Gene Ontology annotation, biological process: cell-cell adhesion. The coding region runs from base 134 to 3742 and encodes 1202 amino acids.
GACUAUGGAGGCGAGUUUCACUCUUCCACAUGCAUGGGACUAAACCGACGGGACUUAACCGAUGAAGUUACAUGUUCCAAUGUGGAUCCGAGCCGCAUCCCUGGCAGCACCACAAUAGUCCUCCCAAGGAGGAAUGCCAGCUCCUGAGCAGAGCCCAGUGACGGAGGAGGGGCUUCUGCUGACCAUCCGAGAGGGCUCCACCGGCCACAACAUGGAGCCUGACAACACCGCCAACAACAUCCUGGCCUCCGUCAAAGAGCAGGAGCUCCAGUUUGAGCGGCUAACCAGGGAGCUGGAGGUGGAGAGACAGAUUGUGGCCAAUCAGCUGGAAAGAUGCAGACUUGGGGCCGAGUCGCCAGGCGCUGCUAGCAGCAGUUCAUCUGAGAAGUCCCUCCCUUGGAGAACAGCAGAUGCCUCCGCCUCAGGGGAUACCAAGUCUCGGGUGACUGACAGCUCCCAGUCGCCCAGCUACCGCAUCAGGACAGAGUCGGAGCAGGUGUCUCUGUACUCCCCAGAGCAGUCCUCUCUCCAUGAAAGUGAGGGGUCUGCAGGGAAUUCACGCAGCUCGACUCAGAUGAACUCGUACUCAGACAGUGGCUACCAGGAUGCUAGCAGUGGCUACUACAGCAGUCAGAACCUGGGCAAGGCUGAGCUGAGGAUGCAGCACUCCUUCCCCGGCACCGGCUCUGGCACAGGUACCCUGCUGAGGAAUGCCAGGGCCGAGGGCCAGACUUCAGCCCAGGUUCCGCCGGUCACCACUGCCGUGCCGGGCCGGGCCAUGCGAAGGGUGAGUUCGGUGCCUUCUCGCACCCACUCGCCGGCCUACGCCAGCAGCAUGUCCCCCUCCCGCGGCUCAUUGCGCACCUCAGCGGGCAGCGGCUAUGGCUCCCCAGUCAUCACCGAACCAAAACCCCUAUCCAGCAUCUUCUCCACCACUCUGCCCUCCGCUCAGCGUAGCAGCACCAGCGGUGGCGGCGGCGGUGGCUCGCCGUACUCCACGCAGAAAAACUCCCCUGCCGCCCUGCGACGCAUGGGCUCCACCAACUCACGUUCAGGCAGUGUCAGCCGCACCACCUCGCCAUACCAGGCGUCAGGGUCAUCGUCGGGCCGCAUGGGCUCACCUCUCACCAUGACGGAAGUCAACCCUCCUUUGACAAAGCAGCCCACUCAGUCGUCCUCUCCAGUCAGGGCCAGUAUGACGGCUGUGCCACAGCACUACAGCUCCACUCUGCCUCGCUCCAUGCUCCAUGACACCGACCCCUAUGGAGCCCAGAGCUACGAUAUUUAUGAGAGGAUGACGCGACCUGACAGCCUCACAGACGCCCUGGUUGAUGAUGACAUUCAAGGAAUACGGAGCUCAUAUGCCAGUCAGCACAGCCAGUUGGGUCAGGACCUGAGGUCGGCCAUGUCCCCGGACCGCCACAUCACCCCUAUAUAUGAGGACCGGACCUUCCAGACUCCGCUGUACCGCAGCCCUAACCACCCUCCGCAGGGUACCCUCUACAGGAGCACCUCAGGUGUGGGGAGCCUCCAGAGGACGUCCAGCCAGCGCAGUGCCAUGACCUACCAAAGAAACAACUACGCUCUCAACACAGCAGCCACCUACGCCGAGCCCUAUCGCUCCACACAGUACCGGCCCUCUGAUGCCAACUACACUCGCCAGGCUGUUGUUAUGGACGACGGUGCCACCCGCUCACCCUCCAUAGACAGCAUUCAGAAGGAUCCCAGGGAGUUUGCAUGGCGUGACCCAGAGUUGCCAGAGGUGAUUCACAUGCUGCAGCACCAGUUUCCCUCAGUGCAGGCCAACGCAGCCGCCUUCCUGCAGCACCUGUGCUUUGGCGAUAACCGAAUCAAGGCCGAGGUGUGUCGAUUGGGAGGAAUCAAACACCUGGUGGACCUGCUAGACCACAAGGUGCUGGAGGUCCAGAGGAACUCCUGUGGAGCUCUGAGGAACCUAGUUUAUGGCAAAGCUAUGGAUGAGAACAAGAUUGCUGUGAGGAACGCAGGGGGCAUACCUGCCCUGCUCCGCCUGCUGAGGAAGACUGUGGACGCAGAAGUGCGGGAGCUUGUCACAGGGGUGCUGUGGAACCUGUCAUCGUGUGAUGCCGUCAAGAUGACAAUCAUUCGGGACGCCUUAACGACUAUGACCAACACUGUGAUCAUCCCUCACUCUGGAUGGAGCAGCUCCACCUUUGACGACGAUCGCAAACUCAAGUUCCACUCCUCACUGGUGCUGAGGAACACCACCGGCUGUCUGAGGAACCUGAGCUCAGCUGGUGAGGAGGCCAGAAAACAGAUGCGUACUUGUGAAGGCCUAGUUGACUCACUACUCUAUGUCAUCAAAGCCUGUGUCAACACCUCUGACUUCGACAGCAAGAUUGUGGAGAACUGUAUUUGCACUCUAAGGAACCUGUCGUAUCGUCUGGAGCUGGAGAUGCCGCCGUCCAGACUGAUGGGGGGGCACGAACUGGAUGGCCUGCUGGGCAGUGAGUCUCCCAGUAAAGAGAUAGACUCCAGCUGCUGGGGCAGGAAGAAGAAGAAGAAGAAAAAAAGCUCACAGGAAGACACGUGGGAUGGUGUUGGACCCAUCCCUGGCUUCUCCAAGUCUCCCAAAGGGGCGGAGAUGUUGUGGCACCCUGCUGUGGUCAAGCCUUACCUGACUCUGCUGGCUGAGAGUUCAAAUCCGGCCACUCUGGAGGGUGCUGCAGGGUCCCUGCAGAAUCUGUCAGCCGGAAACUGGAAGUUUGCAGCAUACAUCCGUGCAGCAGUGCGAAAGGAGAAAGGACUUCCCAUCCUAGUGGAGCUGCUGCGGAUGGAUAACGACCGCGUUGUGUGUUCUGUGGCCACCGCCCUGAGAAACAUGGCACUAGAUGUCAGGAACAAGGAGCUCAUAGGGAAGUAUGCGAUGAGGGACUUGGUCAAUCGUCUCCCUGGGGGAAACACCACCCUACUGUCAGACGAGACGGUGGCAGCCAUCUGCUGCACUCUGCAUGAGGUCACCAGCAAAAACAUGGAGAACGCCAAGGCCCUGGCCGACACGGGCGGCAUCGAGAAGCUGGUCAACAUCACCAAGGGCAGAGGAGACAGGUACUCUAUGAAGGUGGUAAAGGCGGCCGCCCAGGUGCUGAACACACUGUGGCAGUACAGAGAUCUGCGUACCAUCUAUAAGAAGGAUGGAUGGAACCAAAACCACUUCCUCACUCCAGUGUCAACACUUGAGCGGGACAGGUUCAAGUCCCAGCCCACCCUCCCCACCAGCACCAUACAGAUGUCUCCAGUCAGCCACCCUGCUGGUAGUGCCACGUCGUCUCCUGCCAUGCUGGGCCUCAAAGAGCAUAGAGACAUUAUCAGAGAUUAUCAGAGGGCACAGUCAACUAUGCAAUUUUAUAAUUAUCAAGGGGACAACAAUGUCCAUAAAAAACAAUAUACAGGGUCUGGGAAGCCUUCUUCGUUUUAUUACUCAUCGCCCACAAGAGAGGAGCCCAGGAGAACACAGCCUAUGUACUACACAGAGGAGCCGGGCAGGAGGAACUAUGACACCUACAGAAUGUACCUGCAGCACCCUCACGGCUACGAUGACCCGUACUUGGAGGAGGUCAUCACCUACCCUCCCACGGUCGACUACAGCUCCCAGCCUCAUGGACUGAAAUCCACCACCAACUAUGUGGACUUUUACUCUAGCACACGAAGGCCUUCCUACAGGGCAGAGCAGUACCCUGGCUCUCCUGACUCCUGGGUAUAGGCCCGGCGGCACCAAGGGGGUGGGGGGCGGGGUGGGAGUCAAGAUGCUCCUACAUCUUAGUCAAGAACCAGUUUCACCUCUGAUCGUCAGGUCAGGGAGUGGGGAACCUCCAAAUGUAGGGGCAUCUUCACCCUGCGGUAGAGGAGCGGGCACUACAACUGACGGACUCUUUAAUGAACUUUUCUUUGUGAGUGUGUUUGUUUUAAAGUGAAUGUGGGGGAGGGGAGGAGUUCAACCGAGCGAUGGCAGAUGGAAAAUGGAAUGUGCGCCACAGAAGGAAAUCAAGGAAUGUUGAGGUUUUUUUUUUUUUCUUGAAUUAGCAGAUGGAAUCAUGCAGGGUUUGUUGAGGGACGGUACCGGACACAAUCGUGAAAUACGUGCGUCCUGCUCUGUCUAGAUGUUAGUUUUAUUUUCUUUAUGAAACUCUUAGCUGUGAUAGCACGGUGAAGGUGUGAGUCAUGUGAGGAAGGGUAUGCGAUGAAGAGUCAAGAUAGGGAAUGUGUAUGUGUAUGUGCCGAAGCCAAAAUGGAUCAUGAACUCAUAUCUGUAAAAAAAAAAAAAAAAAGAAAAAAAGAAAGAAAAAACGAUAACACUAAACUAAUGAUGUUAGUUUGUACAGAGGGAGCAAACUGUAUUCGUACGUAAUGUUGAAGUUGUGUAUGCCAUGGAGUCUUGUACAUUUCCUUCAUUUUAUUGUAAAUACAGAAAAAAUAACAUGUUACCUGGUUUACACUCAUCAGCACUGGUAAAAAUGAACUUGUGCCAUGUUAAAUCUCUAUAGAUAUAUAAAUAUAUGAAGAAACUAAGAGAUGUGGGAAAAAAUGGCAUAACACAACCAUGCAAAGAUAAUAAAAGUUCACUUUUGUUUUUUAAA